UUCUUGUAUUAUGGCUCAGAGACAUCUCAAUACGUCCCUUCGUGGGUUUCGCAGGUCGAGCACGCUGCCGCGACCAGGUAGCAGCUACAGCCGGCAGUCGUCGCAUCAGGGCGCACCGGGACCUACGUCCGGUAGUAGUGGUUACAGCAGCUAUCGGCGUCCUUCGUCUGGGGGCAACAGCGUGGCCAAUGCUGUCAAGAUGUUCGGAAGCCUAGCUCAUCGAGAAGAGGGCGCCUCCAAGCCGCCGGUGUCGCGGAGCUACUCAGUCAAGUCCAAGGAGGACGCUGCGCGACCGCCAUUCUGCAGCAUGCCAUCCCGAGAAGAGUCGAAAAGCUUCGUCAGCGUGCCCGCCAGAGCCCAUGAAGAAGAGCCGGACACGGUGGAAGCGAAGGCAACCAACGAUGCCAAUCUGGCCAAGUCCGAAUCGAAGAGCGGCAAGCGUGGCUUGGCUCCAGCCGACUUUACGUCAACGUCCGACUCGGAGGAGAGCGACGACAACCAGAGCGAAGACGAGGAAAACCAGGCAGACGACGGCGUGAGCCGAAGCACUUCGACGCCCGAUGCUGCUGGUGACAGCGGCCCGGCCCGGCCGCCGGCGUCCAGGCAGCAGGCGACAGUCCGGCGCGCCGCCAGUCUGCAAGUGGACUCCGCAGACUUAGAAUCAUCAAGGACACCAAGUGCGUUCGGUUACUUGUACGAAAAGCGACGGAAGGACUCCAUGACCAUCCGCAAAUCGCCUCCAGAGGUGUCGUUUAGACUACCACCCAACAUUCAGCACGACAGUGCCAGUCUUCUACAGAUGUUUAGGCUCGAAGUGGCGGCUGCACGUCGUUAUGCAGACUUCUCCAGCAACAUCACUCCCGGCAAGGACAUUGUUCCUGACGAAUUCAUGUUCCAGAAUUCCAGUGCUCAACGGAUCAACAGUGAAGAAAACUCCAAGCCCACCGAGGGGUGCGGCACUUUCUUCUACCACAAGCACCUCUUGUGA
Molecule: messenger RNA, 988 nt
Organism: Dermacentor andersoni
Lineage: Eukaryota; Metazoa; Arthropoda; Arachnida; Ixodida; Ixodidae
Source: RefSeq, a predicted model, not a curated record